UGUCUAUCGCAAAACUCUAUCUUAGGGCUCCAUGACCGGUCUCUAUCAUGGAUUCACUUCUCUAUUCAUGACCAUGUCCUCUACAGAGUCUUUCAAGUACGGUUUGCCAGCUAUUGCAGCCCAGAAAUGCAAUAAAACGCACUCUUUCACCUUUUCGGCAGUUCGGGUCAUGCCGACGAGCCAUGGAAAUCUGCAGAUCCUCUGGCCGGGAGUCUGGUCCUCGGGCGCUGGCUCUCGAUCAUGAAGCGCGUCAGAUUCAAUAGGUAAGCUGUAAGCUGCAUAGGGCACUUCCGCUCUCCUGUGUGCUUACAGCUUGACCUUUCAAUCCUGCACGACGAAUAGUUUAUGUUCCCCUUCAGUGAGUUCUCCACUGAACAUUAAUAUCCAUAGAAUCCGCAUAUCUUACCAAAAACCUAGUGGACUCUAUGCAGGUGGGCUUGCAUAGACCCGAAAUGAUCGCAGAACGUAAUGCUCGUCAGACCUCACCAAUCGCCCACCUCCCCGUUGAGCUCCUCAUCCAGAUCUUCGUCGACUGUGCUCAAGACUCGGAGGACGAUCCCCUCAUAGCUCUCACCAUCUCACAUGUUUGCAAAUCAUGGCGAGAGAUAGCUUAUGAUUCACCGCGCAUAUGGCAAUACCUCUCCCUUGACGAUCGCCGUCCACGUUUAUGCUCUGAAUUCCAGAUUCGUUGGUGGAUGCUGAACUCUGGGACUCUACCAAUGGAUAUCACUUUACACAUCUCUGACCAUGAUAAAUUGCUCCCUCUGAUAAUCCCUCUCUUCGAAUACAUGCCUCGCUGGCGAAAGUGCGCAUUCAGAGGCAAGAUUCAGGAGGAAAUGGAUUUCUCAGCUUACACCUCUAGCGAGGCCAAGGCGCACCUCCGGGAGUUGCGGAUCGUGAUCAGAGAUCCUUCAGACCUCGAAGAGUCUGACUUGGAGGAAGGCUCUCGUAAUUCACCAACAAUCGUGCAAGCUCCCUGUCAUAUCAAUACAUCCUCCUAUGAUAUAACAUUCCGAUGCUCCGUCCUCACGCUACCACUUCCUUCAUUGAUGACACCCUUCCAUGUCACAAAACUCGUUAUAUGCGAGAGCACGUUCGAGGGGCCUACAGAUCCCCUCCGAAUGCUCGAGUUCCUCUCAUUCUGUCCCAGCGUCGAAUACUUCCAGUACCAAGGUCUUCCUCAUGACCCAGCAUAUUCCAAUGCUGUCAUCCCAUCCAUCGUCAAGCUCCCCAAUCUCCGCACGUUUGUUAUCCAUAGUUCUUGUGCUGUGCGAACGUUACUCUCGCAUAUCGACGCUCCGAACUUGACCGAACUCCAUCUCGAACACACUAAUACGGAGUGUGAUUUUGCUACGUCCCCAGCUUAUCCAUACGCUGUGGAAGAUGGGGAUAGCGAUGAUGAAGCGGGAGACUUUUCACAAUCCCCUUGGAGCGAUCAUGCGACAGGCAUGGGUCUUCGAUCCCUCAUUCGCAGGAGUAAUCCACCGUUGGAGGUCCUCCUUAUGGACUACGCUGACAUGCGGACGAAAGACUUUCAAUGGUGCUUCAGUAGGUUGAAUCAUUUGCGGCAAUUCCGGAUCGUCGCUUCAGACAUGUCGGAUAAAGUCAUCGCGAUGUUCGCUCCCUACCGUGCACCCCGAGUUUUAACGUCACUUGACGACGACGACAUGAUAUUUGACCUGGAGCUAGACCGGCCACUACACCUCCGUCUGCCGCUGCUAUCCUCGUUGGAGUUGUGGAACUGUCAGAGGUUAUCGGGGAGGGCUAUCGUCAAAGCUCUUACGGAGAGGGUGAGGUUUACCGAUGCCGUGGCCGAUGAAGGCGUGUACAGUAGGAUGGAGGAAAUUGGGAUUGUUGGGUGUGGGGGAUUCUCGGAUAACCAUGCGCUUGAGUUGGAGAAUGUUGCUGGGAAUCGACUCAGGACAAAUUGAGUGUGAUGUACAUUGUGCGUAUCUUGCUUGCGACUUUUGUUUUGUUUGGUGUUUCUCAUUCAGUCUAUAUAGGUAUAUUUUCUUGGACACAACAUGUAUCGAUAGCAUUUCUAGAAUACCAACUGAUUGAUAUCACCGUCUUCGUGGCUUAUUGUGCCGUUGC
This is a messenger RNA of Somion occarium, 2094 nucleotides long. The record is from the annotation of a GenBank genome assembly. Lineage: Eukaryota; Fungi; Basidiomycota; Agaricomycetes; Polyporales; Cerrenaceae.